UUCUUUGUUUUUAAUUAUUUUUGUUGUGUUUCUCAAAAUUUCUAGAACCAACGUCGCUUUCUAACGAGACUCUUUCCCCUCCUCCUUUUAUAAUUGUCUCGUACAAGUAUUAACAAAAGAGCAUACCACUUUCAUCUUUCAUGAGAAGUUAUGGUCUUGGCCUUGUAUAAACCAAUCUCAUCAGAAAAACUUGUUCCGGUGAUUGCUCAUGGAAGCAGAUAGGAGCAAACGCUUUACUAAUCUUGUUCAUUCUAGGAUUUUCCUUUCUGGGUUCUAUUGUUGGGGCUGGGAAUUCUUGACUGCUCUCUUGCUCUUUAGUUCUUCUUCCAUCUAAACAAAGUACUCUGUAGGUUAUUUUUCAUUUAAUUUUUUUUUUUUUUUAGUUGAAAACUGUUUUUUUAGGUUUCACUUUUAGCUUGAUCUUGGGGGUUGGUGAAGGGUAAAUUGGGGAUAAAAAAAUAUGGCGCAGAGGUCAGUUCCGGCACCGUUUCUGAUGAAGACGUAUCAGUUGGUGGAUGAUCCCAGAACAGAUGAUGUGAUUUCAUGGAAUGAGAAUGGCACCACCUUUGUUGUUUGGAAAACUGCUGAUUUUGCGAAGGAUUUGCUUCCUAAUUACUUCAAGCACAACAAUUUCUCUAGCUUUGUUCGCCAACUCAACACCUAUGGAUUUCGAAAGAUUGUUGUGGACAAAUGGGAAUUCGCCAACGAUAAUUUCCGGCGAGGGCAGAAAGAGCUGUUAACCGAAAUUCACCGCCGAAAAACGGUUCCACCAUCAGCAACACAAACGGCGGCAAAAGGAGCUGGUGCGAAGACAAACUCGGCGUCAAAUUCUGGCGAGGACCUGGGGUCGACCUCGACGUCAUCUCCGGAUUCGAAGAGCCCGGGAUCGAUUGAUACCGCGAAGUUUGCAGAUCUUACGGAUGAGAAUGCGAAACUGAGAAAGGACAACGAGACGCUGAGCACGGAACUGGCGCAGGCGAAGAAGCAGUGCGACGAGUUGAUAGCGUUUUUGACCAAAUGUUUUAAGGUGGAGCCUGAUAAGAUCAAUAGCAUCAUGCGGCAAGGAAGCUGUGGGUCCACCAAAGAUGGAUUAGUAAGUGAUGAUUGUGAUGAGGAUGAAGAAAGUUGUGGAAAGUUGAAGCUAUUUGGGGUUUGGUUGAAAGAUGAUGGAAGGAAGCGGGGUCGUGAAGAGAAUAGUAUUGCGUGUGUCGGGUCCCAUGACAGGAAGAACGUAGAGUUUCAUGCACCGUUGAUGAAGAGCAGCAAAGUUUGUAAUUGACCAAUCAGGAUGAUUAAAAAAAUGAGGUGGCAUAGGAUAAGGAUUAUGCGCCUCCCUGCAUAUGAUUUAUUAGAAUUUAUUAAGGUUUGUUUAGCUGCCCUGUAACAUUGGGUUACUAUUAUUAUUGUUUUUUCUUUUAUUAUUGGGUGUAUGUAAUUUAGGUAAACGGAGAUCAAACGCAAAUGGGUCUCUAUGAAGGGGAGUCCACCCUAUAUCAUGGAUAAUGUUAGAGAAUGUACCUGUAGGAUUUGCUUCCAAUAAUAUAUACAAUGUUACAUGUGUGUCCUCUUUUAAA
This is a messenger RNA of Pistacia vera, 1574 nucleotides long. RefSeq names its product heat shock factor protein HSF24. Gene Ontology annotation, cellular component: nucleus. Gene Ontology annotation, molecular function: RNA polymerase II cis-regulatory region sequence-specific DNA binding; DNA-binding transcription factor activity. The record is from RefSeq and is a predicted model, not a curated record. Gene Ontology annotation, biological process: regulation of transcription by RNA polymerase II. The transcript is spliced from 2 exons. NCBI's taxonomy places the organism in Eukaryota, Viridiplantae, Streptophyta, Magnoliopsida, Sapindales, Anacardiaceae. The coding region runs from base 461 to 1279 and encodes 272 amino acids.